Molecule: messenger RNA, 582 nt
Organism: Metarhizium brunneum ARSEF 3297
Lineage: Eukaryota; Fungi; Ascomycota; Sordariomycetes; Hypocreales; Clavicipitaceae
Source: RefSeq, a predicted model, not a curated record
AUGCGAGAAUGGGGGCUGCGGAGAGAACACAAAGUCAAGUCUCCUAUGGGCCGACUUCUUAUCUACCACAUCUACUUUUUCUGGGUCCGAGAUACUUCACAUUUCCACAUCGGGCUCGACCAACUCGACAAUGCCACUAUUCGCCAUAGUUGCAUGUUUUCUGGUUGCCGAAAGCAUGAGCUGGUCUAUGCUAAACCUAUGAACCUGAAGGAUCUUGUUGAAAAGCUGGAUGAGGAAUCGGACGCGUAUACCGAUGAAGAGCAUGAGUCGAACGAAUGCAUACCACGUCGGGUUAAGGAGUGCUGGGUCUGUGGACGAGCGGACGAGCGGACGAACAACCCGAAGCUGAAGGUUCUCUGCUGGGAAGAUAUUGAUUUCUGGAUUCUCCAUGACCCCGAAGGCAAUGGCGGUUGGGAUCGCUUGGCCACGCAAAUACUCCUUCGCUGGCAUGAAGGCGAGGACAAGCAGAUCGUCCCGACAUGGCACACCUUCAUCGAAGAGGAUAUUCCUAUGCUCCGUCAUGUGUCUCACAUACUCGCCAAGGCACUGUCGGAAGGGGCUAUUGAUAACAACGGCUACUAA